UGUUAGUGUUUUUAAAGAUAUUCUAAAUUAUGUUGGUUGACGCUGAGAGUAGACCGCUGAUUGAAGACUCACCGAAUAGUUCUUAUGACACUGUGAUUGAAAACGCAACAGUUAAUAAUGGAAUUUGGUCUAUAGAUAAAGGGAGAAAGUCGGCUAGAAAUAAAUUGUUAAUGGCAGCAUUUACUUGCUUUGUAUUUAUGAUUGGAGAAAUAGUAGGAGGUUACUUAUCGGGCUCUUUAGCUAUAAUGACCGACGCUGCUCACUUGCUGAGUGAUUUUGCUAGUAUGCUUAUCAGCUUGUUUUCUCUUUGGAUUGCUGGGCGUCCAGCAACACAAAAAUUAUCGUUUGGUUAUCAUAGAGCAGAAAUCAUUGGAGCUCUUUUUUCCGUUUUUCUUAUCUGGCUACUUACAGGAUUUCUUGUAUAUGAGGCUGUUUUAAGGCUAAUUCACCGGAAAAUUGUUAAUGGCAAAAUUAUGUUUAUCACAGCAGCGUGCGGUCUUUGCGCGAACAUAUUUAUGGCUUUAGCGUUGGGCCACGGCCAUUCCCAUGGGCACUCUCAUCAUCAUCACGACGCUGACGAGGGUCAUUCCCACCGUCAUUCAAAUCAUUCACAUAUUCAUGAGACAAAUGAAUCGGAGGGGUCUUUAACGAGUCACGAUUCUGAAGAAACUGAAGAUCCAAUUAUGACAGACAUUACGAACAUAAAUGUAAGAGCCGCGUACCUUCACGUACUUGGAGAUCUCAUUCAGUCGCUGGGAGUCUUAAUAGCUUCCGUAGUGCUCUGGAUCAGACCAGAAUUCACAAUUGUGGAUCCGAUUUGCACGUUGCUUUUUUCUGUUAUUGUGAUGCUGACGACGAUUAGCAUAACAAGAGACGCUACGUUGGUGCUCAUGGAAGGCACGCCGCGAGGAUUCGACCGUUUGGCUCUAAUAGCCGCGUUGGAAGCCAUUCCGGGAGUGGCACACACACAUGAUCUCCACGUGUGGUCCCUAACUACUGGAAAACACGCAAUGGCGGUCCACCUGCAGCUUGAGGAGUCCGCCUACUUAUCGGAACGCCGUGAUACGAUUCUCGUGCGAGCUCAGCAUGUUGCGUGCAGAAAGUUCGGGGUUCACCACAGCACCAUUCAGAUCGAGUCAUUUGGAAAUCGCAACCACUGUCAAGCGAGCAAGAACGAAUGCAACUCGGUGUGCGGAUAACUGCCGUCCUUUCAAGGAAAAUAAAGAGUCUCUUUCCUUGAAAGCGAAAACUUUUCCAGAUCCGCUUUUAACGCUCCUUGGGCUGUGAGAACCCUCGUGGCUGGAUCACCGGUACACGCCCGCAUUGUGGCGUAUUCGUCAAAUGAGAUAUCGGAAAACG
Messenger RNA from Zophobas morio, 1359 nucleotides. Its product is annotated as proton-coupled zinc antiporter SLC30A2-like. The transcript is spliced from 13 exons. Gene Ontology annotation, cellular component: plasma membrane. Gene Ontology annotation, molecular function: zinc ion transmembrane transporter activity. Lineage: Eukaryota; Metazoa; Arthropoda; Insecta; Coleoptera; Tenebrionidae. The coding region runs from base 30 to 1199 and encodes 389 amino acids. Gene Ontology annotation, biological process: zinc ion transmembrane transport. The record is from RefSeq and is a predicted model, not a curated record.